GUUUGCCGAGCCGUUCUUAAAUAAACAAAGAAAGCACCUCUCUCUCUGCUCUUGUCCCUUUUCUCCUCGUUAGGCCUCAAUGAGGCUUGUUUCUCUCCUCAUCGUCGCAUCAUGGCUUGGGACGACUCUUGGGAUACAGGAAUCCGAUGCCGGCAUCAUUGACUGGCACAAACUACUUGUCGGUGUACCUCUGGUGGAUUCAACCUCGGCUGCGCCUAUAUUUCACCGCGUUGGAGGCAAGAACACGAAGAGCGUCAUACUUACAGCAACCAAGCAGAAUGUAUUGGCUGCUUUGAAUCCUGUCGACGGUUCAGUAGCCUGGCGACAUGUAUUCGAGCCAGAAGAUACAGUCGUAACAUUUGAGAAGCAAGAUACCACUGUUGCGUCUCUUUCUGGGCCUGGAGGCGCGACUCUACGAUCUUUUGACAUUUUGAGUGGCCUUCUCUUGUUAGAAAAGCGUCUACAUCCUCCGGAAACGAGUUUACCCUUGGAGCCUGGCCAUACAGGAUCAAGCAUUGUUUUCACAGCUGAUUCGGAUAUCAUUGCCUUGACCAAUGGACACAUGGUUCAAUUCAUCACCAAGUCGGGGAACAUACGCUGGACAUGGACGUUGGAAGACCAAAGUUCCCUUGUCAUAUACACCCACGUCAUUGCCACCUCCACUGCCAUAUAUGCUGUCGGGUUGGCUAAAUCAUAUUCUUCCUACAUUCUGCAUGUCGCAGCCCUCUCACCCGAGUCCGGACAGCUUCUCUCAACGGCCCAUGUAGCAUCAAGUGUCACAAAUCCUUCCACGGACCUCGCAUUGCUAACCAGCAAUACCGUUUCGCGGUUAGCAUGGCUAGAACAAGGAGCAUUGAAGUCUGUUGCACUCUCAGCGUCGUUAAAAGAGAAACCUACGACAAUCAAGGGGGCAACCUAUAGACGACUUCUCGACGUUGGUUUAAGCAAGCAUGGCUACAUGGUUGCCAUCAUGUCUGAUGGAGCAGGGCGCGUUUUCAGAUUGGAAGAAGAUGGAUCCGCCUUGAAUAAUAUCUGGGAGUUUGAAGGAUCUGCUUAUAAUUCUCGGCACUCGGAAUCUUUGUAUGCUGGUGGAUUUGACAAGAUUGGAUAUCCAUAUAUUGGGCGCCUCUAUUGGUCACAUGCAUUCAAGUUUGCAUCUGCAGAACUCCUGGCGCCACACCUGGCAUCCGGAAAAGGGCUAGUGACCGGCUUUUCCUUCCCUUUUGAUACCUACAACCACGGGGUCAUAACCCAUAUAACAAUGGAUGCCGCCAAUCCUUCUCCUUUCACUGUUCUUGGACGGUUCUUCUUGACUACGACUACGGGCACAGUUCAACUCUGGCAGCAGGACAAGCUGCAAUGGACACGAGAAGAAUCCUUGGCUUCUGUUCGCGUAGCCGAAUUCGUCGAGUUACCUGAACACAUUGUUACCUCGUCUCAUGACCGGGAUGAGCAAUUCUCUGAGCGUGUACGAAGACAUAUAUCCGACGCCCAAAACUUUCCGCGAUAUUUGCUCAAUUUCGUCCGAAGGUUUGCGACUGGCUCGUAUGCUUCGGCCUCGUCGUCUGUGGCUGCCAAGGAUGGGUCAUUAUCUCGCGAUGCGUUUGGAUUCAGACAGAUCAUUCUCGUCGCUACCGACUUUGGAAAACUUUUUGCUCUCGACUCGAGUAAUGGAAAUGUUUUAUGGAGCCGUAUUCUCGGACUUGGAUGGGCGGCAGAAGUUGGGGGCAAGCAUUUACCCGUCAAGAUUUUUGUGACCCGAACGGUGAGCGAUGGAGAGUCACCACAAGCCGUUCUGGUUACGCAGAGGCGAGCAAACAACGGUCUUCUGGACACUACGUUAUUCCACUUUGACGCCUUGACAGGUCUCGAUGCCCGUUCAAACGCAGAGAAAAGCAAGGUCUUGGAAGGAACGGACAUACCUGAAGCCAUGGUGGACGCCUUUAUGCUUCACAAGGACGACACGAGGGUUAUUAUAGUCUUGGAUGAACUACUACAGGCGCACCUCUACCCUGACACUGAUGAAUCGAAGAAAUUUCUGCUCGAAAAUGGCUCCUCGCUUCACUUUCCGCUUCAAAUGAACGUUCCAGAUGGGCGCCAAGUUGUUGGACACCAUUUAGCCGAAGUUCCAUCGCUGAGCGGUUAUCUUCUGGCAAGACCGACCUGGACGCUCUCACUGGCACAUGGAGAGACCAUCCAGUCUUUGGUUCCGGCUGCUCGAGGGCCAGUAGCGUCUAUUGGUAAAGUACUGGGGAACCGGACGACACUGUACAAGUAUCUGAAUCCGCGGACAUUUGUGGUCUUGACUGACGCUGUUGCUUCCGAGCUUCCGGGUUGUGGACUGUAUGUCGUUGAUGCAGCCAAGGGCACGAUAAUUUACCAAGUUUCUCUUCCCGCCAACGUCGGGAAGUGUGAUAUCAGGGCGACAUUGACAGAAAACUGGCUGAUUUAUCAUUACUACGAUGAAGACUUUAGCGGCGUCGGACAAGCUAAAGGGUACAGAAUGGUGACUGUUGAGCUGUACGAAGGUUCGCGGGCAGACGACAAGACACAAAGUUCCGAGUUGUGUGCGUAUUCCAAAGACAACAGUGCCAUAAGGGUGUUUGAACAGUCGUACGUGUUCCCGCAUGGGAUCUCUGCGAUCGGGACGACGACUACCAAAUUCGGGAUCUCGAGCAAAGAUGCUAUUGUUGCGACGACGAACAACAAGGUUCAGUCGUUCUCGCGGCGACUUCUUAAUCCGCGAAGGCCGAGUCAAAAACCGAGUUCUGAAGAAGCAGAAGAGCAGCUUGUGCAGUAUGAUCCUGUUCUGCCGGAUGAUCCACGACGGGUGCUAUCGCAUACGUACGAGGUUGCCAAAAUCAGACGCAUCAUUACCUCUCCGGCGCUGUUGGAGUCUACGUGUUUGGUAUUUGUGUACGGACUGGACAUGUUUUUGAGCCGAGUCGCGCCGUCGAAAACGUUUGACGUGCUGGACGAGAAUUUCAACAAGGCGCAACUUGUGUUUACCGUUCUUGGAUUAGCGGCAGCGAUUGGGAUCACGAAGCCCAUUGUGCGGAACAAGAAGCUGAGGGAAAAGUGGUAUCAGUGAUAAUCAAUCUGAUUGUACUCCGGCAAUCUGAUGUUCCGGUUCAAAUGAUAUGACAUAAAAAGAGGCACCGGCCUUGCUCCGAUCGAGGACCAUUGUUUUUGAUCGAAUCUAACAAGCACAUGCUAUUUGUUCCAAGAUAGAGAUAUCUGUGAUACAUAAAAGUAUAUAUAUACGACGAUUGCAAUCCAG
This is a messenger RNA of Guyanagaster necrorhizus, 3280 nucleotides long. RefSeq names its product DUF1620-domain-containing protein. The transcript has 12 exons. The record is from RefSeq and is a predicted model, not a curated record. Gene Ontology annotation, biological process: protein folding in endoplasmic reticulum. The coding region runs from base 80 to 3091 and encodes 1003 amino acids. Gene Ontology annotation, cellular component: EMC complex. NCBI's taxonomy places the organism in Eukaryota, Fungi, Basidiomycota, Agaricomycetes, Agaricales, Physalacriaceae. Gene Ontology annotation, molecular function: protein binding.